CACUUUAAAAGUAGUUCUGUCAACUAUUUUGGGGGCUGUGGGCCAGUCAUUUAAUCCAUCUGAACCUCAGUUUCCUCUGCUGUGAAAGGGUGAUACCCUCCCUGCCCUGUCCAUCUCAGUUGUUAUGGGGAUUAUGGAAAAAGUUAUAUGUAACGUUAACAUAAGAAAUUUAAAUAUCCAGCUAAAGUGUAAAUGGACAUUAUAAAACAAUCUUUAAAAGAAACAAAGAAACUGUAUAUAUAUGGCUUAUGCAUCACUAGCACUUCGGGUUUCUGAAGCCCCAACGUGAAAUUUCACGAAAGUUGCAUUCCAUGGAAGUUUGCUUCCAUGAUGAAUUUUUUACUUUGUACUCAGCUCCUGAAAAAGAAACUUCCUGGGUUUUCUUUUUUCCUCCUACGGUUUUGCAGCGGCCGGGCUGCUUCCUGUCAAGAGCCACUCUGCCAAGGCCCCGUCUCUAGAGUCUCUCCCCCUCCCCUUUCUCUUUCUUUCCAACACUUGCUACAUUGAGAGGCUGAUCCUGUGCAGAAGCCCUCCCUGCCUCUGCCGCGCGGCGCAGUGAGCAUGCUCGGCCUUCUGCGGGAAGAGGAAGCGGCCGCAUAGGAGUCAUGCCAAGCAUAGCCCGCAUGUCAGCGCUGCCGGCUUGCAGCGGGCUGUGAGCGGGGCCGGCGCCGCUUUGUCCUAGGAAACGGGCUGCGCGUUUCUCUUUUUCACUCUUUUCCAUUUCCAGGAAGGACUUGUAAGGACUUCUGAAACGCUCUUUUCAUACUCCAUCGGGGAUACAGUACAUACACCGUCUACCAGUAAGCCCUUGAAGGGUUUCGUGUGAGCUCGAUUUUUUGUGCCUGGGUUUUUUUUUUUUUUUUUUAAACUUUUGCAUACUUUGUUUUGAUAGUCUGAGGCUGGGCCUCGGCCUUUGUGAAGUUGAAGAGCCAGGAGCUACUCAGCAACAAUUCAUUUUUGAAACUUAACUCUUUUGGGGGCGAAAGCAAAGAGCUGGUUUUCUUUGCUAGCCCAAUAAAUGCUAUUUAUGAAGAUGGACCUGUUGAACUAUCAGUACUUGGACAAGAUGAACAACAAUAUCGGCAUUCUGUGCUAUGAAGGUGAAGCUGCUCUCAGGGGAGAACCCAGAAUGCAGACCCUGCCGGUGGCCUCUGCCCUCAGCAGUCACCGCACUGGCCCUCCCCCGAUCAGCCCCAGCAAGAGGAAGUUCAGCAUGGAGCCAGGUGACGAGGACCUAGACUGUGACAACGACCACGUCUCCAAGAUGAGUCGCAUCUUCAGCCCCCAUCUGAACAAGACUGCCAAUGGCGACUGCCGCAAAGACCCCCGGGAGCGGAGCCGCAGCCCCAUCGAACGCGCCGUGGCCCCCACCAUGAGCCUGCACGGCAGCCACCUGUACACGUCCCUCCCCAGCCUCGGCCUGGAGCAGCCCCUCGCACUGACCAAGAACAGCCUGGACGCCAGCAGGCCGACCGGCCUCUCGCCCACACUGACCCCGGGGGAGCGGCAGCAGAACCGGCCCUCCGUGAUCACCUGUGCCUCGGCUGGCGCCCGCAACUGCAACCUCUCGCACUGCCCCAUCGCGCACAGCGGCUGUGCCGCGCCCGGGCCUGCCAGCUACCGGAGGCCACCAAGCGCCGCCACCACCUGUGACCCCGUGGUGGAGGAGCAUUUCCGUAGGAGCCUGGGCAAGAAUUACAAGGAGCCCGAGCCGGCACCCAACUCUGUGUCCAUCACGGGCUCCGUGGACGACCACUUUGCCAAAGCUCUGGGUGACACGUGGCUCCAGAUCAAAGCGGCCAAGGACGGAGCGUCCAGCAGCCCUGAGUCCGCCUCUCGCAGGGGCCAGUCCGCCAGCCCCUCUGCCCACAUGGUCAGCCACAGUCACUCCCCCUCUGUGGUCUCCUGAAGGGAGCGCCUCCUCCAACAACACGUGGAUCUGCAUGGUUUGCCUGAGCUUUGAACAGUCAGUACUUUAAAAAAAAAAAAAAAAAAAAACAUGGGGGUGGGGUGGGGGGAAGGGAAGGGAUGGUUUAUUCGCAAAAACCAUGAUGUUGGGAUUUUUGUUCUGUUUUUGUACUUGCUUGGUAUCCGUACAAGGGGGCCCUCAAACAUGAUAGCAGGAACUACGUGUGGAACAUCUGUCUAAUGUAGCAUCCUUACUUCCUGCCUCAGUUACCAAAGAAACCUCUGAUGCAGGUCUGCCGCCCCGACGGGGCCAGGACUCCACAGCGCUUUCUCAGUCACAAGCCAUGAUGAAUUGGUGACUCGGACGCUUUGUGCUUUUUCCUUUGCUUCUUGAGACCGGGGUGUGUGUGGCUCAGCUUCCACGGCGUGUUUGGUUCGGUCCGUGUGUGUGCGUGUGUAUACUUGAAGAGAACUGUCGUGUCUGAUUUGCACUAUUGGAGGAGGACUAAAGUUGCCUGACAACUUUAUGUGUGAUGCCAGAACUCUGAGGGCAAACUGCUGAAAAACAAAGGGUUUAAGGAUGACAUUUCUGACCAUUUGUGUGUUUGUUGUUGUUACUGUUUUUGUUUUUUUUUUAAUCUAGACAAUACAGCUUUGGAAGGGGAAGUCUCAUACAGGUUAUAGGUCUUUCUCUCUCUAGAUUUCAGGUGCUUGCAACUGGACUGCAGACUCUACCAAUCACGGGCAUUUUACCUUCUCUGAACACUGCAGUUUGUUAGACUAGAGCUGAGGUUGGAGGAUUCCGUAGUGCUUUAAACGUGAUGCAUGUUUUAAUGGAGAAAAAAUAGCUGGUUUCUAUUAAUUAUAUAGACAGUAAACAAAAACCUUAAUACUUACUAUCUUCUUUUCAGAAUUAGUUUAUUUUUGUCAGUUACAGUCCUAGAUAUACUUACUGCUGGUACAGUUGUACUCUAAGAUUUGUAUUUGAUAUUCACUUUACUCACAAGCAGUGCGGGAGGCCAGCUCCUGGCAGGCCCUCGUGAUGAGCAGUGGGUCAGCUGCGGUGUGGGAUGCUGGAGUUUUGCUGCCGGCUGACAGCAUUUUUGCAUCCCCGUCUGCUUUGUUACAAGCUCCCAGGGGAGGUGGGGUUUGUGUCUUCCAGCUUCCCUACAUGCAGAAACUGCUCCCUUUGAACUCUCUUGGCUGAACAGCAGAUUACUGACAAUCUGUGAUACGGUGUUUUAUACGCUUCCUCGUACGCUGGGGCCAAGGCAGUAUACAUUCCUCUGACUUUAUACUAUUAUUACUGCAUUUUAUUAUUUGCUAUAUUAAUAGCUACUAACUAGAAAUUAGAUGAAGCAAGCAUGACAGACACAGCUGUGGAGGUCACAGCUGCUCCUUUUUGGUCAAUGAGCGUUUCUGUCCCCUCCGCCCGGGGUGUGCUGUGUUCCGCCUGGCCCAGCAGAGGCUCACGACGAUGGCACCUGACCGGGUGACAUGGGUGUGGUCACCUCACCUGCAAGGCUUUGUGGACUCGGCACACUGCACGACCUCUGGUUUUACAGUUUGGCUGUUGAAUUUUGGAAAUUGGCACUGGGUGAAAAGGUCGGAGGACUGGCUCUUGUAGUCACAGGGUGGCUGCAGGCCUUUGAAAAGUGGAGGAAAGAAAAGCCCUUCUCCUUGCCCCGCACACAUUUCACUCCCACUCUACUGGGCUUCCAAGCUUUGGCAUUCAGGCCCCUAUAUUUUCUGUAGGAAAAAUCGUUGAGAACACUUUUUUUAUAUAGGUAAUUUUAAGACCAUCAUUACGCUGUGCGUAAAGAAUGUACAGAGAAAUUUGUAGGUAUUUUUGGAAGAACAUUAAUUUGUUAAUGAUAUGUAGCUAUUUAAUUUUUCCCUUUCCUAUUGUAAUCAUUCAUUUUUUGUUGUUGUUUGGGAAAAAAAAAGUUGAUCUUUUUUUUUGUCGUAGAUUUGUCUGUAAAAGUGCAGGAACACAGUUAUUCUAUGAGAACACUGCAUCUGCAUCAUAGCCACUAGUUUGUUAUUGCUACAGGCUACUGAGCGUCGUAACAGGAAAACAACCCACUGCUGACCGGCUCGGUGGAGGACACUCCUGGGACAGGUCUCUCUGUCAGUGAACAAGGGCGUCACUCUGGGAGGGUCGGCGGUGCUGGUGGCCGGUCCCCUGGUGCACUGACCUAUCUGGGAUAGGCAGUACCCUGGAGGGGGCCUUGGGCAGAGGGGGCAGCAGAAAACCAAACAUUUCACUGAGAAAGAGCCCCCUUCCCCGCUCUAAGAAGGGCUCCGUGAAGUUCUUGCCAGAGCCACGCCGCCUGCAGUGCGCUCUGAGCGUCUCUCCGUGUGUAAAUCUGUAAUAUACCAUUCUCUGUGGCCUGUUUUUCCUGGAAGAAGAAAAAAAGGUUUGGCAGGCCAUCUUUUUUUUGUACUUAAAAGUAGCCUUAAGAACAAUAAUAAAGUGCUCUUAAACCA
Cercocebus atys (sooty mangabey) is the source of this 4398-nucleotide messenger RNA. It is a transcript of the gene VGLL4, whose product is annotated as vestigial-like family member 4. The record is from RefSeq and is a predicted model, not a curated record. The transcript is spliced from 5 exons. Gene Ontology annotation, biological process: negative regulation of DNA-templated transcription. Lineage: Eukaryota; Metazoa; Chordata; Mammalia; Primates; Cercopithecidae. Gene Ontology annotation, molecular function: transcription coactivator binding. The coding region runs from base 1019 to 1909 and encodes 296 amino acids.